Zingiber officinale is the source of this 1572-nucleotide messenger RNA. RefSeq names its product phenolic glucoside malonyltransferase 1-like. The coding region runs from base 203 to 1546 and encodes 447 amino acids. The record is from RefSeq and is a predicted model, not a curated record. The transcript has a single exon. Lineage: Eukaryota; Viridiplantae; Streptophyta; Magnoliopsida; Zingiberales; Zingiberaceae.
CACUUGUAGAAAAGAUAAUUGGGAUUUCCAGCAGGCGCUCGAAUAAUCCAAAUACAAAAGAUUGGGAUUUCAGCCGGCCGCCGGCGACUCCAACGCCAAGCGUUCCACCUCCACGAGCUCUAAAAGUCUCGACUUUUCUUCUUUAGAGUGCAUUCAUUGGGUUGUUGCAUCGCCAGUUCUUCGUGGAUCCACCUCCAGCAGUAUGUCACCGCCGGAGCUCCGAGUUAUAGAGAGAUGUCAAGUCUCUCCGCCGCCGGGAGCGGUGGCGGAGUCAACCUUGCCGCUUACCUACCUCGACUUGAUUUGGCUGAAAGCCGGAACGGUCGAACGCCUCUUCUUCUACCCCUUCGCCGGCGUCUCCACCUCCCACUUCGUCGACUCCAUCGUCCCCUCCCUCAAGGCUUCCCUCGCCGUCACACUACGUAGCUUCUACCCCCUCGCUGGCAAGAUCAGCCGCUCCCCUACCCGUGAAGAUGGCUUCGACAUUCACUACGCUGAUGGCGACUCUGUUUCUUUCACUGUAGCCGAGCACGGUGGCGAUUUCCACGAGCUCUCCGGCGGCGGCCCCCGCCUCGUAAAUAUGCUGGUUCCCCUGCUCCCGGAGCUUCCCCGCGAUGGCGGAGACGGGUUGCGGCUGCUGGCACUGCAGGCUACGGUCUUCCCGGACCGCGGUCUUGCCGUCGGCGUUUCUGUGCACCACGCCUCCUGCGAUGGGUCGAGUUCGAUGCGGUUCGUGGCGGCGUGGGCGGCGGCAGCCGCUUCCGCAGGGGCAGCACAGGUGGCUCCGCCGGUGCUGGAGAGAAGCUUCAUUUCCGAUCCCGACGAUCUCUACACCUUCUUCUACAAGGGGAUUUCGACCGAUCAAACGAUCGAGACCAUGCUGCACCAAACCACGUCGCCUGACGCCGUCCUCGAAUCCUUCACGAUCGCAAAGAAACACAUCGACAAAUUGAAGGAGUUGGCGACGGGAGGCGCGGCCGGCGCCUCAUUCCACUGCUCCACCGUGGUGGUCGCCUACGCCUACGCGUGGGUUUGCCACGUCAAAACACGGCGGCCAAAAAACGACAAGGGCAAGCAUGCUUUCAUGGGUUUCGUCGCCGACUGCAGGGGAAGGCUGAAACCCCCGGUCCCGGCGGCAUACUUCGGCAACUGUCUCAGCGGUUGCCUCGUGGAGUCGGAGAUCGGCGACCUCACAGGCAAAGACGGGGUGGCGACGGCCGCGAGAGAAAUCGGAAAAUCCAUCGAGGCGUUCAAAGAAGGACCUUUUAAGGCAUUUACAGAGGAGUUGCCGAAGAGGUACCAGGCACUGGUGGCCGAGCAACCGCUGAGCGUCGCCGGGUCGCCGAAGUUUAAGGUGUACGACGUGGAUUUCGGGUGGGGGAGGCCGAGCAAGGUGGAGAUAACGUCGAUCGCGAAGACCAGCGCCAUGGCAGUGGCGGAGAGCAGGGAAGAGGAGGGCGGCGUGGAGAUCGGGUUGGUGAAGCCGCAGGCGGAAAUGGAGGCGUUCGAGAAGGAGUUCUACGGCGGACUCCAACUGUUACAGUGACGUCAUUCAUCAAUUUUAAUUUUACU